AUGUCGGAUCCAGCCCAGGCCAUUCGUGCAUACAUGGUCGGCUCCUUUCAAGAGGUACCGCCUUCCAUCAUCGAUGAUCUCACCAACGGCUCCGUCUCACUGCUUGGCGUCGUACGCCUGAUGGGAGAAUACCUCACAUCCGAAGAAGAAGACACAAGGACGCGCGCGGUACAGCUGCUGUCCGAAAUCACCUGCACUUUACUCGAUCCUGACUCUCAACAGGCCAAUCCGACCAAAGAGCCCCUCAGCAGCAUCUUCACCAUCCAAGCUGUACGCACACUAUCAGCUUUCUUUGCAGACAAGAUCGCAGAUGGUGUCAUCAUCUCGGACAACUUUGUUCGCUCUGCCAAGGCGCCAGAAGUGCUACCCGACACUGCGCCAAGAGCACGCAAGAACGAGGCAGAGCAGAAGACGUUACAGGGCAGUGCAAUGCUCGUCAGCUCGCUCAAGGCUCUCACCGUCCUCAGUGCCUGCAAGGCGCCGUCGCCAUCAUCAGCAUCAUCAGACACCACCACCACGGCAGUCGCUCAGCCUCCGGUCAAAGGAUUCGGUCAGGAACAGGCACACGCCGUAGCAGCUUCUCUCUUCUCCAACGUCAUCGCCACCAACCACCCACAAAGCCUUCGCUUCAUCAUUUACAGACUCCUCGAUAGCCUCGUAGCGCACCACAGAGAUGCACUCAAGGCGUAUCGAUCUUCAUCUUCUGAUGAACAGCCAUCUGUACCCACUCCACCCGCAUCCAGCCCCAUGGAUGUAGACACGACCGCUGACGAUGCAACAGACGCAUCGCGAUCCGAGUCUUGCCAGGGUAAGGACUUCCUGCAAGGCUACGUCAAGAUGGUCCAAGGCGAAAAGGACCCGCGUAACCUCAUGGUGCUUUUCGGCGUAGACAAGGUGCUCCUCACCGAAUGGAUCAUGGAUCGCGAAAUGACCGAAAAGUUCUUCGACAUCACCUUUUGCUACUUUCCCAUCACCUUCCGCCCUCCACCCGACGACCCCUACGGAAUCACCUCUGAUGACCUCAAGGUGGCGCUGCGUGCAGCCAUCUGCGCUUCGCCAGCCAUGGCUCCUCUAGGUUACCCGCUGCUGCUUGAAAAGCUCAGCGCCGCCGGCGGGCCGGCCAAGCUCGACACGCUCCGCACGCUCAUUGCCGCCAUGCCCGUCUACGGUCGUGCAGCAGCCCUAGCCAACGCAAAGAAGCUCUGGGAGGGCCUUAAGAUCGAAAUCUUCCACGCGACUGACGACGAGACUGGCGAUUUGGCCGUCGACACUCUCACCGUUUUACUCCAUGUGCUCUACCACGGCGUCGACCCACCGGAGGGCAUUGCACCCAAGAUGGUUCACGACUGCCUUGUCGAGCUCGAGGAGCCGGGCAAGUCGCUCGCAAAGGCUGCGAUCAAGGUACUCGCCUGCCUUGCUCGCGCAUCUGCCAGCACGGCGUAUUUGGCCGUGUACGGCUUCAUGGAUCAGAUGAUCAAGAUGUUUGCCGACCCAGAGGACCUUGCGCAACGAACACCGAUCUUGGCGGGUAUCGGUGAGCUGCUUGAGUCUCUAGCUAAAGUAUACCGUCAUGCAGAACUCUCUUUGGCUGAUGACGACGGCAAGACGGAAGUGUCGGCUGCGGUAACCGGGAUUGGCUCUGGUCAACUGCUGCCUUCCACAGCGACCGAGCGCAGCUAUACUGGCGACAACCGACCUCUAGACCCUUUCCUGCCGGACUUGCUCAACUGCUUGUCGAACGGACUACGAUCCACCUUGUACCGGCGAUCGGCCAUGCUCGUCUUCUCUUCGGUCGUCUCCAUCUCCAUCCUCAGCAGUAACGGCACGACCACAGCUGCGAACGAUGAGAACACUGGUGCGGCAGCGGUGUCCAAGGCAAACAAGCCGCUGCUGGACUUUGACGAGCUCAGCUUCCUCACGCGCGAAGUUGCCUCUCUCCUCACAACUUCCAUCGGAGACGAUGUGCGCGAAGAGGCACUCUGUGCCAUCGAAGUGAUUUCCAACGAGCGCACUGCCAACACGGUCGCAGCCGCCAACCCGACCGCCAAGGUGAUUGAACAGGUGGUGCUGCCUGUGCUGCUCGAGAACCUACCAGACCGCAUCCAACCGAUGGAUGACCCCGAGGAGCGCACGACGGGCAACGCGAUGGAUGACACUGAGGCCGAACUCGAUCUGAUCAAAGCCAACAUCCGCCGCAGUCUCGGUGCGCUCUCGCGACUCUGCGUCGCGCCGUUCCUGUUCGAAGCGGUCGUCGUCAAGCUGUUUACCAAGCUUGAACUAUGUUGUCGACCCAGUGCUCGGUCUCGCAGCAACAGUGACGACGGCAUCCCGGGUGUCACUAAAUCUAACGAAGAGGGCAAACCCAUCUCGGUCGUCAUGGAGCAGAUCGGAGCCUUGCAGGAAGCUAACGUUGGUUAUGCACGCGGCCUGAUCCUGACGCUGCAGACCAUGGUCGAUCUGAAGAAGCAGAAUGGACAUCGGGAUCUGGCGAAGUAUGCGCAGACGCUGCCUUCGCGUCUCGUCACUCUCACGCUGUCGGGUCUCAGCACCGUUUCAAAGGAAGAUGGCGGUCAAAGACUGAGCAUUGCAGCGCAUCCUGCUGUCGUGGCGGAGAUGGCUGCGCUACUUGGAACGUUCGUGAAGCUGCUCGACUCGAACCGUCAGCGCGAGCUUCUGUCUAAUUUGAACAAAACGUUUGUGGGUGGACAGUCGACGUUUGUUGAAGGUGGCAACAGUGUAGAAGGUGAUUCCCUCAUCGGGUCCGGUUCGCCGUUGACAAAAACGUUUGAGCCAUUCACGUCGACGACUGGUGCUACAGGCCAGUUCGAACUGGCAAGCAGGAACGCUGUAGCGCUACUGUCAGCUGCGAUCGUCGCUUCCUCCCCAGUAGCGGGGGUUGUGGUGCUGUCGGCCCCGACCACGGCUCCAGCAACAAAACACGAAGCCGCACUGGCGUCGCUUUCGACUCUGCUCGACUGGGCGCUCUCUGCCGCCACCAUCUCGUCCAACAGCCUCGACAAAUCGACUGCUCAAGCCUCACAGGCCCUGCAACUCAACAGCGCCUACUGGUCCGUCGUUGCGCUCACCAAUAAGUUCAUCGACGAAACGCAGCAGCCAUUCCUCGACCUACUCGACGCGUUCUGGGGCACACACAUCAAGUCUCCCUCCAGCACCAGUGGGGCGGGCAGCAAGAGGCGCGUGGCGCUGCAGAUGUGGAUGUGGCUGUCUCGCGCGCUGGUGGUCAAGUCGUCCAAGCUGUCCGAGGCGAUGCUGAACCGCGUGCUCAUCGAGGUGUUUGAUGAUGUGGCGGGCGCGAUUCUGGGGCAGCAGGAUCCGACGCAGCUUAUUGCCGCUGCGGGUGGAGGCAGAGGGGCGAAAGCGGUGGACUGGAAGUUUGCCAAAGCGGCCGCCCGAGAUCUGUCGGCGAUUGUCGGUGUGGGUGAUGACGGGAUCACAACCAAGGAGAACGGGUUUACGGUGCGGUUGCUAUGGAAGCAGAAGCUGUUUUCGUUCCUUCUCCCGCGCCUGCUCGAGAGCUACGAGAACGCGGCCAAGUUGGCGCAUCGCCACCAGAAACAACACCACCACGUGCACGGCGAGAGCUGCGACCACGACAACGACGUCGAUGUCAAGACAAUCUACCUCGUCUGCCUAGCGGGCCUGCUGCCCAGCCUACCAUCGACCAUGCUCGUCGAGCGGCUGGAAGGGCUGUUCCCGCUUCUGAUCCAAGCGCUCACGCUGCCAGACAGCAAAGCGCGCUCCGCAGCAGCCAACGCGCUCACUGUCGCCAGCGAGGUUGGCAAAAAGCUCCCGUCGACAUCCACCUUCGACCCCACGGCACUGAUCGCCUCGCAUCUCAGCUCGAUCACGGCACGGCUGCUGGAUAACAUCUCGGCGUCGCCGUUCACGCCGGCGUCGACGCGCAUUGCUGCGCUGCGCACGCUCACCAGCCUCGCCGCCAAGCCGGACGAUGAUGACGACCACGACUCGGCGGCCAAGCGCGACAGCGGUCUGCAGCACCACCACCUGCACCCGCUCAGGGGGGUCGUGCUCAAGAACUUGGCCAAGGACGGCGUCGGGAUUGACGACAGGGUCAGGGCGGUGAGGAGUGUGGCGGUCGACGCCAGGGACGCAUGGUUCGCCGUGAGCGAGACCUGA
Sporisorium graminicola is the source of this 4158-nucleotide messenger RNA. RefSeq lists its product as uncharacterized. Gene Ontology annotation, biological process: iron-sulfur cluster assembly. The record is from RefSeq and is a predicted model, not a curated record. Lineage: Eukaryota; Fungi; Basidiomycota; Ustilaginomycetes; Ustilaginales; Ustilaginaceae. Bases 1 to 4158 code for a protein of 1385 amino acids. Gene Ontology annotation, cellular component: cytosolic [4Fe-4S] assembly targeting complex. The transcript has a single exon.